Molecule: messenger RNA, 1182 nt
Organism: Knipowitschia caucasica
Lineage: Eukaryota; Metazoa; Chordata; Actinopteri; Gobiiformes; Gobiidae
Source: the annotation of a GenBank genome assembly
AUGGCAAGGAUUUUUAUGUUUCUCCUACUCCACACAUUGCCCUGUUUUAACUCAGAGGAGCCUGUAAUUAAUGAUCUGUACAGUGUGGUUGAGAAGGGCCCAAGCAGCUUUGUGGAAGGAGCUCUGAGCAACCAGAGCAGACUUAUGGUCAAGGAGUCGUCUUUACCCAUUAACGAGCUUUUAGAGAAGAACAGUCGAUCUGGUGAGUCCAAGUUCCCCUUGCACCCUCUGCCUUCUGCUGUGUGGCCCAAACACAGUGAUCUGGUUCCACUGCCUCGCCACCAUAACCUCCACAACAAGAGCAAAAAGGGUUUAAAGACAGAUCGCCUGGUUGAGCACAACAGUGAGAAGACUAGAGAGAGUGAAGGUCUGCUUCCCAAAAUCUCUCUGAUCGGAUCUACAGCUCAUGUCACCAAUAAUACUAUACCAAAAUCCAACCAGGACCGUGUCUCCAGCACCAGUCAGCCCCAGGUUAACGAGCAUGAGCUGCACCCCAACAGCAGAGCCAAAUCCCCACCUCCUCAGCCUGAACCUCCAGCCACUGUCCCACGCAAAGACACACCAAACCGCAGAGUUAUGGACCCCGAAGAGAACCGCCCGGGAAAGUCCAGCAUCUACCAGUCUGCAGUUGUGACCCGAAACAACAGCCGUACCUCUGUGUUGCACAACCGCCGCUCCUCCAGCCUUCUCUAUCACUUUGAUGUGCUUCGAAGAGAGUCUGACUUCACACAUGACGCCUUCUGCCUCAGCGAGUGCAGGAAGGAGAAGGACGAGCGUGAGCACUACUGCUACAGCGAGUUUGCCAUCAACGGCAUUGUCCAUGACAUAGAGGUGGUACGAAAAGGAGUGCGUCUGAUCACUCUGAUGGUGACCAGUGACGGCUUCUACAAAAUGAGUCGUCUCUACGUGACUCCGGACAGCUUCUUCUUCAAAGUCCGUCUGCUGGUCGUGGACACAUUCAAAUGCAGCAAACCCUGUCCCGAUAUCAAACUUGGGACCCGAUACAUCAUCAUGGGCCAGAUCUAUCACCGGAGGCGGCAUCUUCCCUCUGAUCUGUUGGCUCUCGUUGGAGGUAAACUGAAACCUGGAGAUGGUCUGCUACGAAGCAACAACUACAUCAAGAGGUUCAACAAACGGAGACAUCAGAAAGCUGCAGACGCCAUGCGCUCCAGGUGUAGGUGA